AGGUUUAAACUUUUUUUUAUAUCUUCCACAGGUAUAAACGAAAGAUAUAUACAGAAUGACCACCAAUCCCAUUGCCCACAACCAGCACCACGACGAUGACUACUACGAAGGGAUUAAGAACCAACGAUGCGGAGUCAAAGACGACUACGACCACGAAAAUGUCGAAAUUGAAUACGUAAUCGAAAAUGUCCUCUUUGAACGUCAGGAACAGCCUCACCAUCAGCAUCAACAUCAGCUACAGAAUCAACCAUCAUCCGAUACUGUUGAAUAUGAAAAUCUUUCAGAUGCAUUUAAUUCAGUUCUUCUGAACUCUUGCUCUUGUACGAGUACAUCAGGAAAAUCAGUAGAAGGUGCCUGUGGCACAUACGCAACAUGUCCACAUGGUGGCAAUUACAUUUCAUCUCGCACCGAACUUGUCCUCAAUCCGGACCGGCAUAGCCAUGAUCUCAUAUACGAGUGCUCGGUUUCUUGUAAAUGUGAUCCGGGUUCCUGUGACAAUCGACUUGUCCAGUUCGGCCCUCGAUUGGAUUUGGAGAUAAUUGCCUCGAAACUGCUGCAUAAACAAUAUGCCUUGCGAACCAAUGCCCCCAUUCCACGUGGAGCGUUUGUGUGCGAGUAUGCCGGUGAGUUACUUACUCGUUCAGAGGCCCAACGAAGGAUGAAGGACUAUGAGCACCAGCUUGAAAGUGGAGCUGGUGCGGAGGGAGAGAAAGAACCGAAGGAUUGCAAUAAAAUGAAUUAUGUUCUCUGUCUGAAUGAAUAUUCAUUAGAUGGUGAAAAUGCAUCCUCUUCCAGUUCCUCAACUUCGUCCUUCCAGCAGACAUUUGUGGAUCCACGUCUCCGAGGAAAUAUCGGAAGGUAUCUGAAUCACAGCUGCCACCCAAAUUGUGAGAUAUUAAGUGUCCGCGUGGACUGCCCCAUUCCAAAAAUAGGAAUAUUCGCAAAACGAGAUAUCGAUGCAGGAGAAGAGCUGUGCUUUCAUUAUAACGAUGGUGUUGGUGUCGGUGAUGUUGUUGGUGGAGUGCAUCCAAGUAAAAGUAAUGUAAAUGCUAAGUCGAUUCCUUGCCUCUGUGGAUCCGACAAUUGCGAAAAUUUUCUGCCGAAUCUGGAAUUCUGAUAUUGUGAAAAGUAUGGGGGUUUUGUUGGAUAUAAUUAAGAAAGAGGAGGAGGACUAUUAUACAAUAAAGGACUAAAGGUGCAUUUUCAUCAAAAUGAAGAAUAAAUGUUUUCUGUAUAUACACAGAAUUUUGCAUUUCGAAUUGUAAACUAAAUUAAAUCCUCUUGUGAAUUAUAUAUUUAAAUGUUAAAAAAUGUUUUUCAACCCCGUUUUGUUAUAGAUGAAAUGGCCAAAAGGUGAAUAUUAAAUGAACAUUAAUCAACUUGUAUACAAUUUGCAUCCUGGAUUUUAUCAUUUAUUUUUUUUUUUAAAUAAAACAUUUUGAGCUGCAAAAUGCUAUGCAAAAA
This is a messenger RNA of Episyrphus balteatus (marmalade hoverfly), 1464 nucleotides long. RefSeq names its product probable histone-lysine N-methyltransferase set-23. NCBI's taxonomy places the organism in Eukaryota, Metazoa, Arthropoda, Insecta, Diptera, Syrphidae. The transcript has 2 exons. Gene Ontology annotation, cellular component: nucleus. Bases 56 to 1117 code for a protein of 353 amino acids. Gene Ontology annotation, molecular function: zinc ion binding; histone H3K9 methyltransferase activity; protein binding. The record is from RefSeq and is a predicted model, not a curated record.